AUGGCUAUGGGGUCUGAGGACCUGGAGUCCAAAGCCGGGAACUAUGGUUCAGUAGACGAGACGAGCGCGCCGCAACGGGACACUGCUGAAAAGACCCCCGUGUCCAUCUUGCUGCAAGCAGUCGUCUACGCUCUGGCCAUUCUCCUGCUGGGCCUCAUCUUCGUGAUUCCCUCCCCGCUGAUUGAUCCCAAAGGAGAGGGACACCACGCAGCGUACAUUAAGCAGGGCCGGCAGAUGGUGAUGAGAAAUAUCAUUUAUGGAACGUUGUCAGCCGGCUGCUUAGCGUAUGUGAUGCACCUUCUGCGGCAGCCCCUGAUACUGGGCUACUUGCUGGGUGGUGUGCUUGUUGGCCCUGUUGGAUUGCGAUUGGUGAUUGACGAGCAAGAAAUUGCGACCAUGAGUGAGCUCGGCUUGAUCUUUCUGCUCUUCAUGAUCGGCUUGGAGCUGAACGUGAAGGAACUCGCGCGUCUCGGAAGCAAGAUCUUCUUCUCGGGCCUGAUGCAGUUCCCGAUCUGCGUGGUCCUGCAUUUGCUGGCAUUUAGUGCGCUGGCACAUCUCGGCUUUCCCAUCAGUCAGUCUCGCCUUCAGAUGCUCUACUUCGCCGUCUGCUGCGGUAUGUCCUCCACCAUGAUCGUCGUAAAGAAGCUCCAAGAUGCAAAUGAGACCAAGAUGGAAGCUGGACAGAUUUCCAUCGGAAUCCUCAUCUUCCAAGACAUGUGGGCAAUCGUGGUCCUAGCACUGCAGCCGAAUAUCAAUCAACCCCGACUUAUGGGCAUUGCCCGAACCUUCGCAGUCAUGCUUGCGCUGGUCUGCGUGACCUUUCUCUAUGCCAAGUACGUGCUGCAUCCACUCAUGAGAGGCGUGGCAGGAUCGUCUGAGAUGAAUAUGAUCCUCUUUGUGUGCUGGUGCUUCUUCGUCUGCGCUGCCGCCAUGCUGCCCUUCGUCAAUGUCUCCAUCGAGCUGGCAGCCCUGGUAGCAGGGGCUUCCCUGGCAACUUUCCCUGGCACGGAGACAAUCAACAAGAGGAUCCGUUACAUCCGCGACUUCUUUGUGACCUUGUACUUCGUUUCCCUGGGCAUGGAGAUCCCGUACCCCACGAAGCAUGUCUUCUGCUGUGCCUGCGCCAUCUCUCUGGUGGUCAUGUCGGCGCGCUGGGUCGGUGUCUUUUGCACCAUCUACGGCUGUGGAGGAGAUCCCAGGUCUGCCACCCGCUCGACCAUCAACCUCUCGCAGAUCAGCGAGUUUGCCUUGGUCAUUACUGCCAUUGGGUGCAAGCAGGAGCACGUGCCCAAGGAGACCCUGACGAUCCUGUCCUGGACUUUCGUCCUCCUGGCGGUCCUCUCCUCACCGCUGAUGGACCAUGGUUCCUCCAUGGGCGAGCUCAUCUAUGCAAAGGCCUUCCGCUUGGAUCAGCGGCUGCUCAGCGAUCAGGAAGGCCGCAAGCCGGAGGAGAGCAUCUGA
Symbiodinium natans is the source of this 1461-nucleotide messenger RNA. The record is from the annotation of a GenBank genome assembly. Lineage: Eukaryota; Dinophyceae; Suessiales; Symbiodiniaceae.